AUGAAGGCAGCAUGCAUGGCUUUUAGGGUGGAGGGUGGGAAACAGGUGAUUAAGGAGCAUAUUGCCACAAGAAAGUUCAUACCUGGUGAACCAAGCGCCCUUCUGGAACACACCCAGUCGAUGCAUGCUAAGGUGAAGUUUUUUCUGGAGAUGGAUUUUGCCUCCUACUUCCGCCUUGGCGAGCUCGACAUGGAGGUUCUUCGCCAGUUGUGCAGCGACCCUGAUGCUGAAGGAAAACAUCCUGAGGGUAGCACUUUUGGGGUCGGGCCUUCCUCCACUCAUCCUGGUAUGUAA
Molecule: messenger RNA, 294 nt
Organism: Lactuca virosa
Lineage: Eukaryota; Viridiplantae; Streptophyta; Magnoliopsida; Asterales; Asteraceae
Source: the annotation of a GenBank genome assembly